CCCCCGCAGGCAUCUGGAAGGUUCCGGCUCGCCCGCCCCCCGCCGCCCUGACCCUCUUGCUCUAUAAAUGCUGGCGCCGGUGGCCGGCGCGCUCAGAGGGGCGGCGCCGGGACCAUGCUGGGGGCCUGGCUGCUCCUUUGGGGUUCCGUGGCCCUGGGCGGCCGGGCGGACACCGCCUUCCUCCGCCGCGCCCAUGACAGCUCCGGGCACUGCACCUACUCCUUCACGGUCGCCAGCCCCGUGGAGGCCGCCUGCCCCGAGGCUGCCGGCGGCGUGCCCGAGCUGCGGGCCGAGCUGGCCGCCCUCGCCGCCCGCCUGAGUCGGCUGGAGAGCCGGGAGCGAGGAGCGGGGGGCUCGGGGCCGCGGGGAGCCGAGCCGGGGGGCGCACGGGACCCCCAGCAAGUGGCCACGGCCUCCCGCCUGGAGGCUGCGUACGGCGAGCUGCUGCGGGCCAAGUCCCGGCUGGAGGAGGAGAAGGGGCGGCUGGAGCGGGAGAAAGAGGAGCUGGGCAGGCGGCUGGAGAGCAGCGCCCAGGAGAUCACCCGGCUGCGGGCCGCCCGCUGCCCCCCCGGCAGAGAGGGGCCCGGCCGGGACACGCUGCGUGCCCCUGCCAAGGCGCCGCGCUGGGAGCCGCAGCCCCUGAGCUACCAGGAGCUGCAGUCGGAGAGGAGCGAGGUGCCCGUGUCCCGGCUGCUGGAGGAGACGGCGCUCGGCCGCCCGGGCAAGGAGGACUCAGGCUGCGGCAAGCUGCUGUGGGUGGGAGAGCCCGUGGUGUUCGGCCGGGCGGACUCCAUCGCGGGCAAGUACGGCGUGUGGAUGAAGGACCCCGAGCCCGUGCCGCCCUUCACCCGGGACAACACCUGGCGUGUGGACACCGUGGGCACCGAGGUGCGCCAGCUCUUCCAGUACGAGGAGGCCGAGCAGCUGGCCCGGGGCUACCCCGCCAAGGUGCACAUCCUGCCGCGGCCCCUGGAGAGCACGGGGGCCGUCAUCUACCGCGGCGGGCUCUUCUUCCAGCCCCGCCAGUCCCGCUCCGUGGCCCGCUACGACCUGCGGGGAGAGACCAUCACGGCCGAGAGAGAGAUCCCCGGCGCCGGCUACCACGGGCAGUACCCCUACUCCUGGGGGGGCUACACCGACAUCGACCUGGCGGUGGAUGAGACGGGGCUCUGGGUCAUCUACAGCACUGAGAAGGCCCGGGGAGCCAUCGUCCUCUCCAAGCUGGACCCCGAGACGCUGGAGAUCCGUCGGACCUGGGAGACCAACAUCCGCAAGCGGGGGGUGGCCAAUUCCUUCCUCAUCUGCGGCACCCUCUACACCGUCAGCAGCUACUCGGCUCCCAACGCCACCAUCAACUUUGCCUACGACACCGCCACGGGCACCAGCCGGGCCCUCAGCAUCCCCUUCGAGAACCGCUUCCGCUACCUCAGCAUGCUGGACUACAACCCUGCCGAGCGGCAGCUCUUCGCCUGGGACAGCUUCAACAUGGUCACCUACCCCGUCCGCCUCUCCCGGCAGUGAGCCGAGGCUGGCGGUGCGGCGGCUCAGCCCCCGGGGCCUUGGUGCGUGCCUUGGCACCCCGCUUCCCUCCCCUUUCCCCCGGGAGCGCCGCCUCCCACAGCCUCGGGGGGUGCUGGGGGCCACACGCUGCCCAGCCACAUCGCAUUGUGCUCAAGUGCAGCAGAGAGAGACGAGGCACUGCUCCAGAGCCUGGCAGAGCCAGGGAAAUGGCUCUCACCAGCCUCGGCGGGUUUCGGAUGGGUCCCAGCAGCACCCAGCCCUGAGCUGCUCCAGCACCUCUCUGAGCACGCAGCCUGGCCACCCCGAAUGUGGAGCAGGGAGGGCUGGGCAGAGCAGGUGGUAGAAGGGCUGUGCAGGAGGACCCUGCCUUAAAAUAAACGUUUUUCCCUA
Messenger RNA from Serinus canaria (Common canary), 1911 nucleotides. RefSeq names its product myocilin (gene MYOC). Gene Ontology annotation, biological process: osteoblast differentiation; signal transduction. The record is from RefSeq and is a predicted model, not a curated record. Lineage: Eukaryota; Metazoa; Chordata; Aves; Passeriformes; Fringillidae. The coding region runs from base 115 to 1521 and encodes 468 amino acids. The transcript is spliced from 3 exons. Gene Ontology annotation, cellular component: Golgi apparatus.